AUGGAGACUUCCCAGUCUCAAGGGCCAGUCCCCGUGACCGACCCUGCCCAAAGCAAAGAGCCACCACUGCCGAUCAAGGAAUGUCAAGCCUCCGAGACAGACUCCAACAUCAACCUGGUGACCUGGGACGGCGAAGAUGAUCCCGACAACCCGAAGAACUGGUCGUUCAAGAUGCGAUGGAGGAUGACCGCCAUCGCCUCAACCUUUGCCUUCAUCUCGCCCAUCUCCACCUCCAUGACCGCUCCAGCCUUGAGCACGAUCGCGAAAGACCUGCACAUCCACCAUGCCUUCGAGCAGACGAUGAGCCUGUCGAUCUUCCUCCUGGCAUACGCCUUCGGGCCCCUAUUCUCCGCCCCAAUGUCUGAGGUCUAUGGGAGGCGCGUCAUCCUGCAGGGAUUCAAUCUGAUCUAUCUCGCCUUCAAUACCGCGUGUGGGUUUGCACAAACAGGGCCCCAGCUGAUUGUCUGUCGGUUCUUUGCUGGGUUUGGAGGGAGUGCGGCAAGUGUGAUCGCUUCUGGCAUUCUCGGGGAUCUGUGGCGCAAAGAAGAGCGAGGAUUGUCCGUCAGUAUCUACACCAUGGUCACGCUGCUGGGACCAACCCUAGGCCCUCUGCUAGGUGGAUUUAUCACUCAGUACAGCUCCUGGCGCUGGACCUUCUGGAGCGUGAGCAUUGCCGAUGGUCUGUUUCAACUCAUCGCCACCUUUUUCUUCCAAGAGACCUACGCUCCGGUGCUGCUGGGUCGCAAAGCAGCCCGACUACGCAAGGAGACAGGCAACACGUCCCUCCGCACCAAAUGGGAGGAAGACGACCUGAGUCUGCGCAAAAAACUGCGGGUUGCCUGCACCCGGCCGUAUAUUCUGCUGGCCACGCAGCCCAUCUUCCAGGUGCUGACCCUGUACAUUUCCUACUUGUUCGGGCUGGUCUACCUGGCGCUGGCGACCUUUGCCGAGCUCUGGACCACCCAGUACCGCCAGUCGAUCAGCAUCGCUGGCUUGAACUAUCUGGGGUUGGCCGUGGGGUACAUCAUUGGCACCCAAUCCUGCGCCAUGCUGAUCGGCAUCGUCUACCGCCGGUUGGUGGCGGGCAACAAUGCCACCGCCCAGCCCGAGUUCCGUCUCCCGCUGCUGCUGCCCGGUGCCCUAAUGGUCCCGGUCGGACUGCUGUGGUAUGGCUGGAGUGCGCAGCAUCAUUUGCACUGGAUCAUGCCGGACAUCGGCAUUGCGCUGUUUGCCAUCGGGGUCAAGUAUGGCACGCAGUGCACCCAACUGUAUGCCUUGGAUGUGUAUCCCACCUACGCCGCGUCGGCGAGUGCGGGGGCGCAGUCGUUGCGCUCGCUGGCGGGGUUUACUUUCCCGCUGUUUGCCCCGUAUCUCUAUGACAAGCUGCACUACGGUUGGGGAAACUCGGUGCUUGCUUUGGUCGGAUUCGUGAUCGGGGUGCCCGCCCCGAUUCUGUUGUGGAUUUACGGGCCGGCGUUGCGCAGGAGAAGCCAGUACGCCACUGGGGUGUAG
This is a messenger RNA of Aspergillus brunneoviolaceus CBS 621.78, 1512 nucleotides long. Its product is annotated as MFS transporter. Lineage: Eukaryota; Fungi; Ascomycota; Eurotiomycetes; Eurotiales; Aspergillaceae. Bases 1 to 1512 code for a protein of 503 amino acids. Gene Ontology annotation, molecular function: transmembrane transporter activity. The transcript has 3 exons. The record is from RefSeq and is a predicted model, not a curated record. Gene Ontology annotation, cellular component: membrane. Gene Ontology annotation, biological process: transmembrane transport.